Messenger RNA from Hyaloperonospora brassicae, 5550 nucleotides. Lineage: Eukaryota; Oomycota; Peronosporomycetes; Peronosporales; Peronosporaceae. The record is from the annotation of a GenBank genome assembly.
AUGGCAGACGGCAUGGCCGCUGCGCAUCGGCCACUGCUUCGCACGCUCUUCCUCCUCGUCUUCGUCCGCAGCUGUCGCGGCGCUACCGCCUCGUCGGAAUCGCCGCACUGCGUCGACUACCACGAGUACUGCGCGUGGAACGCCAGCACGUCGUCGUGCACGUUCGACCAGUCGGUAUCUUUCACCUGCGGACCGCGGCCUUCGAUAUCACGUUUGACAGGGGUGUCGGUCCACACCACCAGCACCUCAACUUCCGCCGGCCAAACACCCCACGCGCCCCAGACGGCGGUCGAUGGCUACACGUGCCACUGGGACGUCGCUGGCUCGCUCGCGCUGGCCCCAGGCGUCGCCGUUGCCGUCGACGGCGACGACUGUUUGCUGCACGUCGGCGCUGGGCAGACGGUGCUCGUGGGCGCCCGCGCGACGCUCCGGGCCACGUCCAUGAGCCUCGAGGCCGCGUUCGUGCACUUGGCAGCGCAGGCGCAGCUCACGGCGUCGUACAGCGGCGUGUUCCGCGCGCAGGACGGACUGUUUACCGGCACCGACGUGUGGGGCGCGAGCUACGGCGGCGGCGGCGGCCAGCGCCUCAUUGCGAACGCGUCGAUGCUCACGGAGCAGACCACGCACGGGUUCUUUGACGUGCGCGGGCGGACGGCGCGCGUGGACCACACGAAGGACGGGAAAGAAGUGCUGCUGCAGCAAAGCAGUGCGGGCUGGCAGCUGGCGGCGCUGUGGGCGAUCGAGAAGGAGCUGUUGGCCGACGCGGUCGCGCGGAAGCAGUCGGGGGACGCGGCGGCCGAUCCGAGUGCGCUGAUUGCGCCGUUUCUAUUGGGCAGUGGGAGUCGAGCGACGGUUGGGGCCACGGCAGACGAGGGCCAAGAAGGUGCGAGCGAGCGUGAACACGUUGUUGCUACGGUCAGUGGAGGCGGUCGGAUCCAAAUUCGAGCAUCGAAAGACGUCGUUGUGAUGGAAGGCGCGACGAUUCAGGCGAACGGAGCAGCUGCUGUGGAUGGUGUCAGUGGCGGCUCGGGCGGCUCGGUCUACAUCUUGGCCAACGCGCUGUCGUUGAGAGGGGCCGUCCAGGCGAAAGGAGGGGACGCAUUUUGCACGGACCGGGCAGUAGACCGUGGUAUUACGGACUGUUUUCCUGCAGGAGGCGGUGGCCGAGUGCAGGUUAGCUACAUGUCCAGUCAGCUGGACAGCAGUGCGAUUGAUACAACUGGAGGCACACUCCGAUCGGACCAAGUGAAGAGCUUGUUAGCAAUGAGUAGCCGCUUUCGCCACGUGCAGAUUUCAGCGCUUGCUGGUGCAGCGGGUACGUACUACCAAGUAGUGCAGCAUUUGAACGGCGUGCAUGAGGCCCACCUUCUUGUUGACAACGGCUUGCAGCGUCUGUGGCCCAAUCGUGUGGAAGCUGAUGACGGAGAAGCUGUGGAGUUUGACGUCACGGACACGGUGAUCGGUGGUGCGGUCACGAGUUUAUACAUCGAGAAUGACGCGGCAGAGAAUAUUGAUGCAUUGACGAUUUCCGACGGUGCUGUUGUUGCCUCGAGCUGCCUGAAGCUGCCGGGAGGAGACCUUACAGUUAUCAAUGGAUCAUUCCUGUUGGAUGCACUGCGGUUGACGCACCAACGGCCUACUUUGAUCGGUAGUCAUUUUGGCAACGAGUCUUCGUUUCUGAAAGUUCGAGUGCGUGACAUGGUCGUUUCCAGUGACUCGCACAUUAUCAUGCCUACUAGCGCACUACAGCUGUCUGCUCGCUCUUUGUCGAUGGAUGGCACUACUGUUUUAGAGUUUGCAAGGAGCGCACAAAUUGUUGCAAGCGGGAGCGUUCACUUGGACGCCAAUGUAUCGAGCGCCCUUGAUUCUAGUGAUGCGGGAAUUGCAACAACGAAUGGGUUUGACGAGAAAGUGCUGGCGGUGGUAAGUGGAGGUGAUGUUGUACUGGGUGGAACAAUAUCUGUUGGAGUGCUAUCUGUGUCUUCCGAGCACUCAAUUUCAAUAAAUGGCCACGUGGAAGCGCUCAAUAGUCCAAAUAUGAAAGCGAUAUUUGGCUCCUGUGGAGAGCAACAGUGGCCAUCGCUUCGUUCAUUGGAAGAAGACGUGGUGAAGAACGAUACACAGUUUGGAUCGGAGCAGGUGUCUGCGGCGUUAAGUAUCCUGUCAGCGUCGUUGAUAGCAAGCAAUUUUACGCUAGUCUUACACGCGCUUGGAUCAAUUUAUGUCGGUACCGCGGAAGUGGAAGAGCAACAACUUGACGAUCAAUUCUUGCAGAAUGAUGAACUUUUGAUACAACAUAUUGGCCUUGUGCGCGGAGGAGCCGUCUUGUUGUGCGCAACUGACUCUGUCGAAAUCUCUCAAGGAUCUGUCGUCUCAGCAGAUGGAACUGGAGAAUUGGCGAAUCAGGGCCCGGGCAUGGGAUCGUGUGUUGGCUCCAUCGGGGGAGGUGCGGGAUACGGUGGUAAUGGAGCUGAUUCAAGCGUGGUGACUGCAACUGGUACUUAUGCACCUGGCGGUCUGCCGUAUGGAACUCGAUCCGGUGCAGGCAUGCUAGGCUCAGGUGGCGGUUGUGUGGAUGGCGGAAAUGGUGGUGGUGUCGUAUUGCUUGGUGCAACCGGUCUCGUACUCAAUGGCGAAAUUCGUUGCAACGGCGUUGGUGGGGCAAACGGUGCAGGUGGUGGCUCCGGCGGGUUCUUGGGGCUCUCUGUCGCACAAUUUCUGCGUGGUCAUGGGCAUAUCAGCGCUGUCGGUGGUGGCUCGGAAUGUAUUGACACUGUCAAUAGCGUCGUGAGUGCCUCAGCAUUUCAGGCAUCAUCAGAUUUAUAUACUGGAACCAUUCAAGGUGAUGUUGCCGACGGCAUUGAGGCACCACCAGCUCCAACAAUCAUUCCUCGCCUUUGCGGCGGUGGUGGCGGUGGCGGUCGCUUGCAGCUUACCGGCUGCGAGCUGAGUACCUUUGAUCGGUGCACAAGAGGAUUUGAUGGUAAUUACACAGUGGCAGGAGGAGCCACCUCGUACAAUCCAGCUAGCAGUGAUAGCGACGCACCAGCAUUGCCGGCACCAGCCACUGAAGAAGCGCCGAACUACCUAGUACCGGCUGGCGCAAGUGGCUCGUUCUUUGGUUUUCCAUGCCCACCUGGCUCCGGCGGAUUGUUCUGUCGGUUGUGCGCCGUAGGGAAAUACAAGUCUGAGAGCAACAGUGCCAAAUGCGUAUUGUGCAGCAAUGCGCCGGCAAACGCGCACUACAUUGGCCGUGGUGCCACCAGCGCGCAAUGCGAUUGGGCAUGCGAUCCCGGAUAUUCAGGAUAUCACUGUGUAUCGCCAAUCCAGCAGUUACUGGAUGCAUGCGGCGGUGAAAUUGGUUUUGCUCUUGUGUUGAUGGGCAUAGUGACUUUCUUUAUUUCUCUCGGAUACGCGUGUCGAAACCGCAAAGAGCCAUCGUACACUCGUAUGUACAACAGUCGGGAUACGAAGGGUGAACGGCAACAUUUACUUUCAUCGGCUGUAGCGAACUCGCAGCGCAGCUGGUUUGUGUCGAUCUUUCGGUGCUUUUACUGGCCACGAGUUGUCUACCCGAAGCUCAUGGAGCGUGAUCUACCCGAGCACAUGUCCCGUUUAUACUUGGCUGGGUACAACGAUCCUGACUCGCCGCUGAAGCUUCGGACGACAGUGCCGCCAUCGCUUAAGAAGGUUUUGUACGAUGUCGAGUUUAAGAACUUGGCGGACCGCAUUAACCGCGUUUUGGCCUGGCAACGUGGUCCUUGCUCCAGCUGGGGGGAGGUUGUGUAUUAUCUAGUGGCAUUGAUAUGCUACCCAUUCGCGUCCGAGGUGAAGCUGUUCCGACGACAUAUUCGUGUGAACGAGCUCAAGCGGAUUGUUGCGAAGUACAACCACGCCUGUAUGAAAGGGCCUCGAGCUCGUGGUCUACUCAAUGCCGUAAAGCUCGGCUAUUGUGCUGAUUACUCUCUUGUUUACCUUGAGUUAUUGUACAAAGAGAGCUCACAGUCCGUGUGUGUGCCCACAACAAAGAUUGGCAAGCCAUCGCUGCCGCUUGUGCUACUAUUUGCUGGUUGCGGAACAUACUUCUCGCCGUUCUACUUGGACCCGAAUGAUCUGCUUGUGCGAUCUAUCCCUCAGUGUCCUGAGCUAACGGCGUUUAUUGAUGAGCCAUGGAUUGAAUUUGUUGCCGAGCUCAACGAGCUGCUACGUGUCGUGCAGCGCGAUGAGGUUUCACUAGUGGACUCGCUUCUGCCUGCUGCAGUGUACUUGGAGAAACAACGCGCUUUAUCUGCGCUAGGGAGCAACUCAAGUAAGCUAGGGGGAUUGCGCAUUUAUCUUGGUAGAUUCUACGUGCGAGACGAGCUGAACAUGGGGGAGGAAUUUAAGCUCGGCCUCUUUCUUUCGACAGCAGAAGAUUCAUGUGACAACGUUGACAACAAUCGCAGCUCCCAGCAGUUGGCGUCAGUCCCAAGUCGGCAAGGUUACAGUAGCAACUGUUGGAAAGACCCGGAUUGCUACAACAUCAAUGAUGUGUACGGAUACGGUCGUGGGAGUUCACUUGAUUAUCCUGGACCUCAUCGUAAUGGCAGCUUUGGCAACGACGACAUGCUGUACGACACGAAUAGGUCGAGCACAGCAGUCAGCAGCAACGAACUGUCACAAGUGAGCAGUCGCACUUCCACUGCUCCAGGAAGCGGCAACGCUCUGGCCCAAAUCCCUGUGAGUAGCAUUCGAGAAGAGGCACUACGAAUACGUUCUUCUAGUUCGCCUAGAGAUGGGCUGACCGGGAGUGGGCAUUCAGGGCGAAACGUGAGCGCGGAUGAUGCGUUGGUGGGAUCGGCGUCUGCGAAGAAGAGGACUGUAAACAGCGCAUCGCAUCGCAUUUAUUACGAAGGCUGGCUUGGACCCGUUGAUGGCUCGCUGCCCGUCCCGGGGGUGCUGAUAUGUGCUGACGAGCUGCGCGGACGUCUCGCUGCUAGGGCGCCGCGUCAAGUGUUGACGUCGUUUCUUCGCCGCCAUCUGCUUCCUCGAAACUUGCCUCGCAGCAGUUCACUCAACCUGUCGUGGAUGCUGAGCAUUUCAUUGCUCACGCUUCUCAUGGUUGAUCUCGCAAUCACCUUCGCCAUUUUGGUCAACUUAAAAUGUGUUACCGACGGUGAAAUCGACCACGAUUGCAGCGCCUCUAUCAUGAUCCCAGUGCUGCUCAUUCCACCGUUCGCAAUCGUCCUGUCGCCGGUUAUGGGUAUCGUGUCACUUGCGCUUUCGUCCUCAACAUUCACACGGCGCUUUUCGGUCUGGAACGCACUGUCAAUGGUAAGUGUCGGAAUAGCGAUUUUCGCUUGCAUCGCACAGUCCAGUCGGCUCGUAGCGCCAUGGUUUGCAGGUCCGUUACCACUGCUGCCAGUAAUUGCCAUGGGCAUAAAGGCUGGUCAAGCUUACCUGGUAGAACGAUACAUCGCUUUCCAAGAAACUCAGCGUCUACGUCGCGGCUGGCGCGGCAUCAUGAAGCGCCGGCUCUCGGACGCCAGUGUCCCCGCCGAGUCACCGUAG